UUCUGAUACAGCCUUCUUUGUCUGCCUGUCUUUUCGUCUCUUUUUUCAAGAUUUUAGACACAACCCUUUAUUCGAUUUAGCAUGAAAGCGCUGUUUAAUUCCAUGGAUCCUUCUAUAUUGCAGACAAAACCAUCAACCCCAUUGUUAUAUGCUGCCACAAGCAGCAGUUGCACCAGUAGUGAAACUGAUGAAAGCCCCGCGACAUCAGACAGGCCACAUUGGAUCAGUCUCUUGCUUAGCCUUGUGUGGAGAAUUCAUCCUCAGUGGUUCACAAGGCAAGGAUAUUAUAGUCUGGCAACAGCCUGAUUUAAGGCAAUUUACGAAGUUUGGACAAGGCGAUGGGUCAGUUAAGGCCCUUGCUAGUAUUGGGAACAAGGUCUUUACUGCGCAUCAAGAUAGUAGAAUUAGAGUUUGGAAAGUUUCAAGAAGCUCUGAGAAUAUAUUUAGGCUUGUUGAUACUCUUCCUACUACUAAGGACUACUUGGGGAAGUUCAUGAAGCAGAGUAAUUAUGUUCAAAUUAGGCGGCAUCACAAGCGAUUAUGGAUUGAGCAUGCCGAUAGUAUUUCUUGCUUGGCAGUGCAUAAUGGGCUAAUAUAUUCUGGUUCAUGGGAUAAGACUCUUAAAGUUUGGAGGAUAUCAGAUUUCAAGUGUUUGGAAUCAAUUAAAGCUCAUGACGAUGCGAUAAACGGAUUGGUUUCGAGCAAGAGAAUCAUAUAUUCAGCAUCUGCAGAUGGGAAAAUCAAGGCUUGGGAAAAGGAAGGAAAGAGCACACAUUCACUUAAAGGGAUUUUGGAGGGCCAUAAAGAUGUUUCAGUGAAUUCUGUGGCUGUAUCUGAAGAUGGAAGCUUGGUUUAUGGAGGUGGCUCGGAUGGAUAUGUAUUAGGGUGGUUGGGAAACAAACUUUUUGAUAGUUGGAGGGUCAUUUGUGAGGUGAAAAUAUUGAGAUUUGUAGUAAAUGACCAAUUAAUCACAGUGUUUACAGAGGAUGAUUGUACUAUGAUCGUCAAUCACAGACCAAAAGAGGAAAGUGAUAGAAAAUCUCUGGCUUCUCCUCGCCAUGUGGCUGAUAUCGUUUCAGUAAGUUGGGUGUCCAAAGACAAGUCAGUGAUGGGAAUGAAUUUGCCAGAAACCAGCGUUAUGAUGGCUAAAGAAAUGAUUCGAGGAGGAUACGAGAUAGGCAAGGGUCUUGGGCAUAACUUGCAGAGAAUUCUAGAACCAAUAGAGUUUCAAGGAAAGAAUGACACCUUUGGACUAGAGUUUCAACCUACUUCCAGGGACAAGAAAGAAAUGCUGGAUCACAAGAGAGCAGAAAUGGAAGGAAAGCAAAUUAUCAGGAAUAUCCCACCACUGCACUACACCUUUCCCUAUCCAUCGGAGGUAAUCGGAUUUGAAUUGGACCCGAUCGAUGAGAUGGAUCAACUUGUCUAA
Messenger RNA from Coffea eugenioides, 1429 nucleotides. RefSeq names its product protein JINGUBANG-like. The coding region runs from base 149 to 1429 and encodes 426 amino acids. The record is from RefSeq and is a predicted model, not a curated record. NCBI's taxonomy places the organism in Eukaryota, Viridiplantae, Streptophyta, Magnoliopsida, Gentianales, Rubiaceae. The transcript has 3 exons. Gene Ontology annotation, molecular function: protein binding; nucleic acid binding.